AUGAUCAAUCAGCAUCCUCCUGCCUGGGGAAGUUUCUCAGUCUCCUGCCUCAUCUCACAGACGUGGAGAUUCGCUCAAAUUCAGACAUUUAAGGUCAGCCAUUUGAAUCUACGCGAUGAUCAAUCAGCAUCCUCCUGCCUGGGGAAGUUUCUCAGUCUCCUGCCUCAUCUCACAGACGUGGAGAUUCGCUCAAGUUCCCUUCAUGAUGAGUUCUACAAAGAGAUUGCUGAUCGUGCUUCUUCAUCUCAGAUUCAUAAGUUUCAGGGUCACGAUUUGAACCUACGCAAUAAUCAAUCAGCAUCCUCCUGUAUGGGGAAGUUUCUCAGUCUCCUGCCUCAUCUUACAGACCUAGAGAUUCGUUAUUGUUCCCUUCAUGGUGAUUUCUACAAAGAGAUUGCUGAUCGAGCUUCUUCAUGUCAGAUUCAGAAGUUUAAGCUGGUUUAUAAUUGUAACCUACACGCACAUCAAUCAGAAUCCUCCUGUAUGGGGAAGUUUCUCAGUCUCCUGCCUCAUCUUAUAGACCUGGAGAUUAGCUCAUGUGAAUUUCAUGAUGAUUUCUACAAAGAGAUUGCUGAUCGAGCUUCUUCAUGUCAGAUUCAAACAGUCAACCUGAAUUUCACUUCGCGCAAUUUCCUUGAACUCAAGGUACUAAGUGAUUCGGCAUCCAAGCAGCUAGCCAAGUUUAUCAUCUCUCUACCCUGCCUUACAACCUUAGAGAACAAUAUGAAUAAAUCUUCAUGUUUUACUUUCUUCACUGAACUUGAUUCAUUGGCUGCAUCCUCAAAGAGUCCUUACUUCAGGGAAAAGCGUACCCGGAGCCCGGACUGCGAGCAAACCGGGAACCCGGACUGCAAGCCGACCUGUUGCCUGAACUGCAAGCAAAUGUGAUAUGCCUUCAACCAGUGGAAUGCGUUUUCCACAUAGCAGAAGAAGUGCAGCUCCACUUGAGAGUGAAAGAAUUCCUGAACAUGGUCACAAGCGACGACGACGAUGAUGACGAUGAUGAUGAUGGUGAUGAUGGUGCUAGAGUUGAUGAGAGCCUGGAACAACGUCCUGGUAAACGACGAGCUAAGACGGAUCGUAAACCUUCCUCACCUUAGGAUCCUUAGGAUGAAAUGCAAUAGCAUUAUUAAAUAACAUCCAGAGAUUGAUUUGCCGGUAGCGAGGAUAUAUCUUACACACACAAGGAUGGAAUAUUUAUUCGAAUACUAACAUUUCCUAUUUUGAUUUCUUGCCAUUCUACCUCAAAACAGCUGUUACAUAUUAUAAGUGCAAUACUAAUUUACUAUGCAAAUACUUACAAGUACUUAACUGUUAUCAAUUAUGCAUUACAAGUCAUCAGGUGUUUUUUCUUCUAUAUUGGCGUAUAUUUUGAUGAAGCUGCUGUCUAAAAUUCUAUUGUUCUUAUUAUAUCUUGCUUUCUUUUGUAAUACAAAAAUGCUGGAUUCAUUUUAACCGUAUUACCUUUCAGAUCUAUGCAAUUUGUACAUGUUCUGUAUAUACUGUUUAUAUUUUAUGUCACUCGUUAUUUGUAAAUAGAUGGAUUAUGUUAAUAUCAUAAUGACUGAUUUUGAAAUGUAAUACAUGUAAUGUCUUAAUGUUCGCUUUAGACCAUGGGUCUAUUUUGGGGGGCCAUUGCACGAAAAUCCUCUGGCAAGACAUUAAUCUAUAUGUGCCUCUCUAUUCAACCAGGUGUAGGACAUGUUUACCUGGUUUGAAGAAAUUUGAAUGUCAAAGGUGGAGUAAAGAUAAUUUUGUACAGUGCUUAGAACCAUAAACGCUGUAUACAUACUAUACAACUUAUGCAUUCAGGGGCUAUAUUUGUAUCAAGCGCUCUGUAAAUAUUACAAUUAUCUAUAUUUUCAAUACUGUUUUUACAGCUGAUAGGAAAUGCCUGUUCACUUGUAGCUUAGAGAUAAAACAUCUCAUUCACCUAUUCCAAACAUUAUUUCAUUUUCAAUUAUUUUGUAUUUUACAUAUACCAUGAUGGUUGCAAGGUUUUAUUAGCCUUUGAUAAGGUCUUUUUUAUGUGCGCCUUGACCAUUUAAUUUCAAGUGUAUUAGUGUAUUUAGCGCUUUACAAAUCAUAUAUAAAUUUCUUUGUGUACGGAGCAUCAUUAUUUCUUGUAUUUAUGUGUAUUUUCUCGAACUGCAAGCAGAAAUAUAGACUUUCUCCUAUAUAUGAGUAUAUUAAAAGGCAUCUUUAUUUCAGUGGGAGAAAAUCAAAAAUUUAAAUGGAUAAUAUACCCAGGUCCUCUAUCACCUUGCGGCAAAGCCGAAUUAAGAUGAAGUUACAAUGAAAGAGUGCACACAAAGAAGGUAAUCAGCAUGGAGAACCGGCAAACUAAAAAUUCAACGAUUAGCAUGUUGUACCAUAUUUCAAUUUGUUUUUGUAUAACCUAGCUUAUAUGUCAUGUGAUUUGAUAUUCUACCUGACAAUGUUAGGCCUACAAAUGUGAAAGUCUGAAACAAUAGUUGAUAUCUUUCUCCAUACAUCUGUUACAGGUAUUGGAAUUGUUAUUGAUUUUAAUGAGUCACUCCCAUACUAUUGUACAUGGCAAUGUUACAAACUAUAACUAUCUAAAAAUCAACAGUAAUAAUUGAUGUAUUCAUAUAAGAUGAAUUGGAAGUGAAUGAUUUUGAGGAGUCGGUAUUUUGUUAUGACGAUGUUAAAAAAGAUAUCGAAAUCUAACAGCAUUGGUUGAUGUCUUUCUUCAUAGAUCUGUUACAAGUAUUGGAAUCGUGAUUUUAAUGAGUCAGCCCCAUAUAAUUGUACAUGACAAUGUAACAAAGUGAUUGAUUUUUAGGAGACAAUAUUAUACAAUAUGAAGGAAUAUAUCAAAAUCUAAUAGCACUGGUUGAUAUCUUUCUUCAUAGAUCUGUUUCAUGUAUUGUAAUUGUGAUUGAUUUUAAUGAGUGUGUCCUAUAUAUAUGUCAUGACAACGUUACAACAAAAUAUAUCAAUAUCUAAAAGCAAUGGUUGAUAUAUUUUCUUCAUUAAUCUGUUAUAGCAAUUGGAAAUGUGAUUGGUUUUAAUGAGUCGGUCCUAUAUACAGAGCUUGAAGAAUAUGAUGGAGGUAUUAUUAUGUUUCAAGACAAGUUUCGCUUGAAUGUGCUGUGUAACACUUUGCAUUGUAUAAUUAUGUUUGUACUUGAGAACAUUUUUGAAAUAAAUUCACUCGGUAUCAUCCCAUUGAUGCCAAACAAUG
Molecule: messenger RNA, 3208 nt
Organism: Strongylocentrotus purpuratus (purple sea urchin)
Lineage: Eukaryota; Metazoa; Echinodermata; Echinoidea; Camarodonta; Strongylocentrotidae
Exons: 8
Coding region: 1-888 (295 amino acids)
Source: RefSeq, a predicted model, not a curated record